Syngnathoides biaculeatus (alligator pipefish) is the source of this 3772-nucleotide messenger RNA. RefSeq names its product helicase-like transcription factor (gene hltf). Gene Ontology annotation, molecular function: zinc ion binding; ATP-dependent chromatin remodeler activity; nucleic acid binding. The record is from RefSeq and is a predicted model, not a curated record. The transcript has 26 exons. Lineage: Eukaryota; Metazoa; Chordata; Actinopteri; Syngnathiformes; Syngnathidae. The coding region runs from base 366 to 3260 and encodes 964 amino acids.
GUUGGAGGUUUCGGGUGUGACGUGACGUUGUGCACGCAAACGCAACAGUAAACACAGCCUCCAUCAUCACCGACGUCGAUGGCGCACGAGGGGAAAAUCGACUGUAUACCAGGGGCGACACGAAAGUCGGGAAGGCGUUCAUGACAAAAACACUCGUGUCGCCAGUCUGGUGAGGCUCCCCUGUGUAACGUGCGCAACAAGGCCGCGAAUCAAACCGCGGUGCUGCGCUAAAACUGCCGAAACUGCUAAUGCGCGAACCCAUCCAUCCAUUUUCUGAGCCGCUUUGGGUCGCGGGAGUGCUGGAGCCAACCCACCAGCAGCCAAACAGGCAAAACACGCAACAGUAACAAUAGCCGCUAGGUGGAAUGGCUUUUCGUAGGAGCUGGUUCAGUUGGGACAGGCAGAGGAGGGAGUUGGACCUCUUUACCACCGACAGCCUGGCCCAGACCAACAGUCUCUCCCAGGCCAUCCGGGCCGCCGCCUCCGAGGAGCCGGACGACGUUGUGCGUCUCGGCCACAUGCAGGGCACCGUAGUGGGCCUCAGAUAUUACAGCGGGGUGGUGAACCAAGGCGAAAUGGUCAGUCUCGUCCGAGAGCCUCAGAACGUGUUUGAUCGCAACGCCAUCAUGGUGGCCAACGUCAACGGCAGCCAGGUCGGCCACAUCAAGAGGGAGCUGGCGGCGGCCAUGGCGCACGUCAUGGACAACGACCUGGCUGUAGUAGAAGGGGUGGUGCACUCCGGGACAAAGAACAAAUUCUCCAUGCCUGUGAUUUUGUCCUUUUGGGCGCCCGUCGGGAACAAGGACGCGGUCAUUAAGUGUUUGGCAUGCCACGGGUACAAACUCAACACAGAUCAGAGUCUGUACGGCUCUGGUGGGACGGCAUCAAAUACAAGAGGAACGACCAUUCCCCUCACGGCAGAGGAGUUGAGGAAUGCCUUCGACAACCUCUUCGAAGGCCUGCUGGAGAGUAAGGAUGGGGAAAAGGAAGCAGCUGAGUCCGUGGCCACCCCCCUGCUGCCACACCAGCGGCAGGCGCUGUCGUGGAUGUGCGCGCGUGAAAACAAGUGUCUGCUGCCGCCCUUCUGGGAGAAGCGCGGCGAUCACUACUACAACACCCUGACGUGUUUCUCGGCCAAAGAACUACCUGAGAGGGUCCUCGGCGGGAUACUGGCGGACGACAUGGGACUGGGGAAAACGCUGACGACCAUUGCGCUCAUCCUCACCAACUUCCACCAGGGGAAGCCCUUACCCGUGUACAGACGCGAACACUCUUCGUCUCUAAAAGCCAACAGAGCCGGACCGAGCGGCGGCCCAGCUCACGGUUUGCGCUCAGGCUCGGCCCAAUUGGUGCAAUCGUGUGUUCCCACAGCAACCAUAAAGGACACAGAAAAGCUGCCAGAGAAAGGCAAAAGGACAACAAAAACCACCAAGCGAAAAAACGAGACGCCGCUGUUGCUGGAGGAUGCGGACUUUGCCUCGGCUCUGUGCAGAGGCCCGGCGUCGCCGCCAAAUUUGUUCAAGAAAAAGAAAAAGAAGAGGGCGACCGGCUCCACCCUGACUGCCGAUUACUACACCGCAAAGAGCCCACACGAGGCUUUAUCGGCAGGGGCGACUCUCAUUGUGUGCCCGCUGUCGGUUCUCAGCAAUUGGCUGGACCAGUUUGAGGAGCAUGUGCGAGCUGACGUCAAGCUCAACGUGUACAUGUACCACGGGCCCGACCGUAACAAAAGCACCAAGUUCCUCACAUCUCAAGACGUGGUGCUCACCACCUACAACGUGCUGGCUUCUGACUUUACAAGUAACAUAAGGAGUCCUCUGCACGAGAUCAACUGGUUGAGGGUGGUGCUGGACGAGGGCCACGUGGUGCGGAACCCCAACACGCAGAUGAGCAAGGCCGUGCUGGACCUCAGAGCAGAGCGACGCUGGAUUCUGUCGGCUGUUCUUUGCCAAGUAUUCUUUGACUUGCUAGACAGACCACUGCAGUCAGGAUUAGUCCACCGUGGCGCAGGCACGCCCAUCCAGAACAGCGUGAAGGACUUGUGGAUGCUUCUGGCCUUCUUGCGUCUAAAGCCGUUCGACGAGAGGGAGUGGUGGCAUCGAGUCAUCCAGAGGCCCGUGAUGCAAGGAGACAGAGCUGGCCUGCAGAACCUCCAGACUUUGAUCAAGUGCAUCACGCUGCGGCGCACCAAGAGCAGCGAGGUCGACGGUCUCCCGUUGGUCACGCUGCCCGAGAAGAGCGUCUGCGUGGAGCAGGUGGAGCUCAGCGCCGCCGAGCGCGAGGAGUACGAGCUGGCGCGCGAAGAGGGAAGACACACCAUCGGGAGAUAUGUCGCCGAAGGCACAGUUUUGAGGAAUUACGCAGACGUCCUGUCCAUCCUGAUGAGACUGCGGCAGUACUGCUGCCACCCUGACCUGCUGGCGAGCAACACCGGAGAUGCAGGCUUGGCCACGACGCCGGCCGAGCUGCGCGAGCGCCUCGUGGAGAAGCUGCGCGUGGUUCUGGCCAGCGGCUCGGACGAGGAGUGCUCCGUGUGUCUGGACUCGGUACGGCUGCCCGUCAUCACGCACUGCGCCCACGUCUACUGCCGUCCCUGCAUCGCACGGGUCAUCGGCAACGAGCAGGAGAGUGCCCGGUGCCCUCUCUGUCGGAGCGACAUCAAGAUCAGCGAGCUGGUGGAGUUCCCGCAAGAGGAGAUUGGCCAAGAGCACGAAGUAAGAAGUCCCGGCAAGUUGAGGAGCAGCUCCAAGAUCCAAGCGCUGAUCGGCAACCUGCUACGUCUGCGGCGCGAAGACGGCGGCGCCAAGUGUCUGGUGGUCUCGCAGUUCACUCGCUUCCUCACCAUCCUCGAGACGCCGCUCAGGGAGCACGGCUUCAGCUUCGUGCGACUGGACGGCACCAUGAGCCAAAAGAAGCGAACCCAGGUCAUCCAAGAGUUCCAGAGCAUGGCCCCCAGCAGCCCCACCAUCAUGCUGCUGUCGCUCAGAGCCGGCGGCGUUGGGCUCAACUUCACCGCCGCUUCCCACGUCUUCCUCAUGGACCCUGCUUGGAACCCAGCCACAGAGGAGCAGUGCAUCGACCGCUGCCACCGUCUCGGUCAAAAGAGGAAAGUCUUUGUCACCAAGUUCAUCGUGAAGGACUCUGUGGAGGAGAACAUGGUGAAGAUCCAAAAGCGGAAGCAGGCGCUAACGGACAUGGCGUUCGGCAGCGACCGCAAGAUGUCGCGCAUCAACGACAUCAAGGCGCUCAUGGAGUUGUAGAAGUUGGACAACCUGUUAGCCAUUUCAAACUUAAUUUCAUUUAUUAUGUUAAGAUCAAGAUGCCUCACACUUUGCUCAUUAAGGGGUGGGGGAAAACCAAUUGUUACAAAUUUUUUAAAAGAAGCCACAAAUUGUCGAAAUAUUUCCAUCAAUCUUGAACUGAAAGUUGAUUUUGGGCCAACUCCCUUGCAAGUCUUCAGCAGGUAAAAUGCAUUCUCUCUUGGGUUCACAUCUGAGAAAUUGGAAAAACUAAAAUCUUCCACCUCUUUUCGUUUUUUUGGAAAGUUUUUGUUUGACGGACUUUUGUUUAGCACAUAUGGCUCACAGUUCUGAGGUUCUGGGUUUGAAUCUGCUCGGGCUGUUGUGGGAGUUUGCAUUUUGCUUGUACAACUUUUUACGUAAAGUUUGUGAGUUUAAAGUGUCCCCGACUGCUUACUCUUGGAGAAAUAUUGUUCAAAACAUGAUUACAGCGGUAGUGAGCGGUAAUGGACCCCUGGUUUUUUUUUCAUGUU